AUGUCUACUAAGCCUGUAAUUCAGCCUGUGAGUAUCUUGCGGUACGCUGGACGUGUCGACUUUGGACCAGACGCAUCGACUUUCACCCUAGAGAACGAUGGAGACGAAUCUGCUCGAGCCGAGGUUAUAUUGGACUACAAGCGAUGUGAAGGGGGGCUACCUGUCUUCAUUAUCGAUUCGGCUUCAGGACCAGACUCCGUUGAUGUCGCUGUGGUGUACAGUGAGGGCAUCGAGGGCAUUGAUCAUGCCACAGGUGACGGGCCUUUCUUCCUCUUCUCCAACGCAAUGGACACAUACCGCAGCACCACCUUGAACGUACGCGCCUCGUCAUCUACGCAGACAAUCAGAGCUGUCUACGCGCAGCGAUCGCAGCGAUACCAGAAGAUUGUUCUGUCUUCCCCUAAUUCAGCCGUCUCGUUUAAAAGGGUCGGUUUCGAGCAGGUUCGGCCCAGUUAUGUCACAAAGUCCAUGUUCGCCUGCUCCAGCCCCCUGUUGAAUCAGAUCUGGCAAGACGGCGUCAAGACUGUAGAUAUGUGUACAGUUGCAAAGGGCGAGACUUCCUCGGCUUGGGAAGUCACUCAGGAGGGCACCAUUGUACGAGGCCAACACUGGGCACCGUGUCGACAAGGCACACGGUGGGCGGACAAGAGGGUGCAUUUCCAAGUGCAGAUCGAAAACGGAGGUGCAAGUUGGGCUGUCCACAUGGUUGCCAAUGGCCUGAUCUUCUGCUUGGAUGCAGCUGAGAGAGUGCUUUACGCAUGCGAGGGCCUUUCUACCGAGUCCACGAUCUUCCCUGUUGCAGAGAAAGGCAGGUGGCCGAUAGGUGAUCUACAACUGGAGACAUGGCUUGAUGUUGAGACAGUCACCUACGGCGACACUGUUACUGUGUCGAUACAAGGUCGUCAAUUAGCUCGCGUUGAGGGCCUCGACAUCAGACCCAUCCUCGGCGGUAGUGCGAACAACACUGGCUCUGUUGCAUUCGGUGGUCCCUGCCAAUGGGUCGCCAUGUAUCGCCACCUCAGCGUGCAUGAUCCUGCAGACAAGGCUCUUUACGAGAACACUCUACUACUCACCGACGAGCAGCGAACCCUGGCAGAUUUCCAGGUUGGUACCAAUGCGCUGGCCUGCACGAUCGAUGGUGCAAAACGAGACCGAGCCUGUUUCGGUGGAGAUCUCUACGUCAUGGGCCAAUCGAUUGCACACUCAAGCAUGGCGUUCGAAGCCGUUGCAGGCAGCAUCGAGUUAUUAACAAGUCAUCAGAGCAGCGACGGUUAUCUAGGCAAUCUGUGUCCGAUUCAAGCGCCGGUCCACGACAGUACUGGAGAGCCCCCGACCUAUGCCUUCUACUCGUUAUCCUACGCACUUUUGCUUGUUGCUGCAAUUCGAGACUAUUGGUUACAAACUGGCGAUGAAAAGACGCGGUCGAAAUGCUAUGAAUCGUUGGAGAAGCUGAUGGCGUACGUUGAUCAACACAUCAGCGAAGGUGUUGUCAUCGCGCCUCCACCUCUGUCCAUGCACUGGUUCCCACUUGGCGGGCCCGUUUUCGGCGCUUCUGGUGCGCUGAACAACGUAUACUACGAGGCACUUCAGGCGAUGAUGGUUUUAGCUAACGACUCUGCCACCAAGCAGAAGUAUCAAGUGCGGGCUCACCAGCUCAAAGCCGGCAUCUUGCGACAUUUCUACGACCCUUCCACAGGAAUUCACCAUUUGGACAACAGCCUUCCAUCCAAUGGCAUCUGUCAAGACGUCAAGGCCCAUGCCAUGACUUUAGAUCUACUCCCUCCCCACACUGAUGAUAUAGAACACUUGACAGAUCCGGAAUCUGGGCUACCUCGCGCGUUCCGCGGACUUGGUCACUGGGAUGUGGCAAAUGUUGCUAGUCCUUAUGCAACAGGCUAUGCAGUCGAAGCUUUGUUCUCGCGGGACCGAGGUGCGGAGGCCAUUAAACUCAUCGAGCGAGUAUGGGGCCCCAUGGCUGAUACUACGAGCCAAAACUAUUCUGGGGGCCACUGGGAAGCCAUGAAGCCAGAUGGAACACCACAUGGCCACGACACCUCACUUAUGCAUGGCUGGUCAACAUGGCCUGUAUCACUCAUGCCUCGGUAUUUGGCCGGACUGCAACCAAUCGAACCUGGCUGGAAGUUCUUCAGCGUUGCGCCAGUACUGUCUGGUUUGAAGAAUAUCAAAUGCGUGAUGGAGACAGUUGCCGGCACUGUUGGCGUGGAGCUCGAGAUCGAUGAGAUUGAUGGUCACGGUGCACUGAAAGUGCUUGCACCUUACGGCAUACGUGCGCGGCUGCAGUCGCCUCAAGGCUGGAUCAUCCAAGGACCUGAGGUGAUCGAAGGGACGGGAGUAUGGCAGAAGUUCUUCUUGUCUGAAGACUCGAAUGACCAGGACCCGUCCGCGGAAGAGACAGAACCCAAACACCUUGGUUCUCCAGAGUCACAAUCUAGAACACGCGAAGGACAAGAGAGCAGCCUACCCAGCAGGAUCCGCUCGCUGCUGUCGCGCUUUUCUGCUAUUCGCGCCUAG
Messenger RNA from Didymella exigua CBS 183.55, 2532 nucleotides. Its product is annotated as glycoside hydrolase family 78 protein. The transcript is spliced from 3 exons. NCBI's taxonomy places the organism in Eukaryota, Fungi, Ascomycota, Dothideomycetes, Pleosporales, Didymellaceae. The record is from RefSeq and is a predicted model, not a curated record. Gene Ontology annotation, biological process: carbohydrate metabolic process. The coding region runs from base 1 to 2532 and encodes 843 amino acids.